AACCCACCAGAAACAGUCUGCGGAGAGAGAGGGAGAGGGAGAAACGCAUCCUGAGCGCUGGUAGUGCAGAGUCGCUGCUGCGCUACAUCCUGACGGAAAUAGGCAACAACCAAAACAGGAGAGAAGACAAAACAUCACAAUGUAAAGGUCGGGUUGUUGAACGGGGCUUGGUUUCCCGGUGCUCGCCCUCGGUGUGAACCACCUUCCACGCGAUGCGGACAGCAGCGAUGCGGCGCUGCUAAGCUGCGCGGUGGGUGAGGACAGACAGCAGAGGAGCCUCUCAGCCAUUACAGCAUCCAGCAGCAGCGCACAGCCCGCGGAUUAUGUGCUUCUACUCCUUCCCCUUCUCCAUCCUGUCUCGGUUAAAGGAAUCGACCGAAAAGAUCCUGACAGAUUAAAGACGUUUAUUUCCCGCAGAAGCAGCGCCAGGAGCCAGAAGAAUCAAGAUGAAAUUCCCCACUGAGAAUCCGAGAAAGCCGGGGAGCAUGAACCCCCCACCAGUGGAAGUCCAGACCAACCUGAUCCCCCCCAAGAAGAUGCAGCCAGGCAUGCUUCAGUCUAGCCUGGUGCACGCCAGCGUGGCCACCAUGCAGAACCCGAUGGGUUGCUCUCUGCCACGGCUCUCUGUCUCCUCCCGCCCCCCCAGCAUGGUGACCAGCAUGGAGGCAGUGGCUGACGGCACGGCCUCCUUCACCAUGAUGAAGCUGAAGACGGUGCUGGCGGUGUUCGUGGUGGUGGUGGCCUACCUGGUGGCAGGGGGCUUGGUGUUCCGGGCGCUGGAGCAGCCAUUUGAAAACAACCAGAAGAUCACCAUCACGGCAGAGAAGGCAGCCUUUCUUCACAAACACCCGUGUGUGUCCCCGGACGAGCUGGAAGCUCUCAUCAAGCACUCUGUGGAUGCGGUGAAUGCCGGAGUGAAUCCCAUCGGUGAUACCUCCUACAACUCCAGCCACUGGGACCUGGGGAGUGCCUUCUUCUUUGCUGGGACAGUCAUCACAACCAUCGGGUACGGUAACAUCGCCCCAAGCACUGAGGGAGGGAAAAUUUUCUGCAUCCUGUAUGCAAUAUUUGGAAUCCCGCUGUUUGGAUUCCUCCUGGCAGGUGUCGGGGAUCAGCUCGGUACCAUAUUUGUCAAAAGCAUCGCCAAGGUGGAGAAGAUGUUCCGGAAUAAACACAACCAGAUCAGUCAGACUAAAAUCCGCGUGGCCUCCACCCUCCUCUUCAUCCUGGUUGGCUGCAUCUUGUUCGUCACCAUCCCCGCUGUGAUCUUCAAACACAUCGAGGGCUGGACGGCUCUGGAGUCAACGUAUUUUGUUGUCAUCACUCUGACAACAGUUGGAAUAGGUGACUAUGUGGCAGGGGGAGACCGAAGGAUCGAGUACCGGAAGUGGUACAGACCACUGGUGUGGUUCUGGAUCCUGGGUGGUCUAGCCUACUUUGCUGCUGUGCUGAACAUGAUUGGUGACUGGCUGAGGGUGCUGUCCAAAAAGACAAAAGAAGAGGUUGGAGAGAUCAAGGCUCAUGCAGCAGAAUGGAAAGCCAACGUGCGAGCAGAGUUCCGAGAGACGCGUCGGCGUAUGAGCGUCGAGGUCCACGACAAGCUGCAGCGAGCCGCCACCAUUCGGAGCAUGGAGAGACGACAGCUGGGCUUGGACCAGCGUGCUGUAUCCUUAGACAUGCUUUCCCCAGAGCGAAGGGCCAUCUUCAACAGCCUGGACACCAACAGCUAUAAGACCUCCUCCCAGGAGAGCAUUGACUCCAAGCUCAACAACCUACGGCUACGAGGGGCUGAACAGUGUGACCGAAACUCCAACCACCAGACCACAUCUGAGGAUAACAUUUUCAACCGCCUGGGCUCCGUCACCAAGCUGGCCAAGCGCAACAGAAAUCGGGAACUAAAGAAGAACAUCCCAGACGAGGCUCGGAGGCCUCACAGCGAGGCCUACGGCUGCAGCAUGUCCACAUUCGACUGCAGCCCACCUGCUGUAGAUGAAGGGAAAAGGAAGGACGAAGCAGAAGAUGAAAAUGAAGACAAGGAGUGCAACACUAGCUUGUCUGAUUUUCCACUGUUUGUGGAUGCUUGCAAGCCUCAUAAUGGGUUAGUUCUGGGGCAGACCAAAGAGAACGACAGUGAGAAAACGCUUGAAACAAAAGAGCUUCAUAUUCAAAUGGGCCCAUAGACAGUGUGUCUUUGUACAAAAGGAGGUUUUAAAAACCGCCAUUAGUGCCUUAGUUCGUCCUUAA
Molecule: messenger RNA, 2244 nt
Organism: Plectropomus leopardus (leopard coralgrouper)
Lineage: Eukaryota; Metazoa; Chordata; Actinopteri; Perciformes; Serranidae
Gene: kcnk10a
Product: potassium channel, subfamily K, member 10a
Biological process (GO): stabilization of membrane potential; potassium ion transmembrane transport
Cellular component (GO): plasma membrane
Molecular function (GO): outward rectifier potassium channel activity; potassium ion leak channel activity
Source: RefSeq, a predicted model, not a curated record